AAAAGUGAAGUAUAUGUGUUCACAUCCUUUUGCUCUGAUGGGUAGUUAAAAUCUCAGUUUGUUAAAAAAAAUAUGAACGGUGAUCAUCGCCGUCGCAUAGAUCAGGCCAUAAUAGAUCUAAUCAAUGAUGUUUAUAAGUCACAUCUAAGAAAAAUGCAAUCCGAAAUGCAUUUGUGCGCCGCGAAUUGUUGUGACGACUUGUAUCGUCAACCGAGCAUGGAUAGUGUUCAGGGCUGUAUUGAAGACUGUGCCGGGCCAUUGUUAAGAGCUCAAGAUUAUAUGCAACAUGAAUUGGGACAAUUUCAAGGACGUUUACGUAAUUGUCUUAUGCAAUGCAACGAUGGUGUCCGUGGCCGUAUUCCCACCAAUACUCAUCAGUCUGAUAUUUCGAAAUAUGCCAACCAAUUUGAACUAUGCACAGGACAGUGUGUUGAUAAGUAUAUUGGCCUAGUACCAAAAAUGAUGAAAACAAUGAAAUCUGUGUUGGAAAACGGACCAACUAUUGUGGAUCAAAUGUAGAGAGAAAAAAUUGUUGGCUAUAAAUGAUAAUCAGUUGAACCUGAACCCUGACUUGAAAACAUGUAGAAGAGAUGCCAAAAAUCAUGAUGUUUCUUUUAAUUUGAUUUAUUUUUGUAUUUGGAUGAGCUAAAAACGUGGAUUAUUAUCAAUAUUUCCCAAAGAAAAUACAGUAAACGCGGAUUUUUUUAAGAAUAUUUUUCAAGGAA
Messenger RNA from Musca domestica (house fly), 725 nucleotides. RefSeq names its product protein FAM136A-like. The coding region runs from base 73 to 519 and encodes 148 amino acids. Gene Ontology annotation, cellular component: cytoplasm. The transcript has 3 exons. The record is from RefSeq and is a predicted model, not a curated record. NCBI's taxonomy places the organism in Eukaryota, Metazoa, Arthropoda, Insecta, Diptera, Muscidae.